Salvia hispanica is the source of this 3264-nucleotide messenger RNA. The record is from RefSeq and is a predicted model, not a curated record. NCBI's taxonomy places the organism in Eukaryota, Viridiplantae, Streptophyta, Magnoliopsida, Lamiales, Lamiaceae.
UUCAUAUUCAUAUUCAUAUUCAUAUUCAUAUUCAUAAUUUAAGCUCUCCACUGUGAUUUACAAGUUAAUUGAUCAGUCUCAUAUAUUCUUUCCAGUUCCACCACCACCAAUAUUCAUAUCGGAGAAAUGACGGCUUAUGGUGCUAUGUUUUCUCUUAGUAAUACAAUAAGCAAUAUUCUCAAUUGUUCUCGGUUUAGGCUUGUUGGUAGCUCUCAAAUAAUCAUAAAAGUCGUGAUCAUGGUAUUGCAGCCUUGGAAAGAAAUUCUGGAAAGAUUGGACCAGACGAGCCCAAGCUUGAGCAGGAAGAAGGUUAAUGCUUCGGAUGGAAGAAUCAAAGAGGCAAUCUGGAAAUUCGAAGACUCAUUGGAAUUCAUUCUCACUCAACAGAUUCCUUCUCAACUCCAAACUCUUCCAGAGAUAGUCUCCCUUGAUCUGCAGUCUGCGAAACGAAGCUCGUUCGUUGAUCGAAACGCUCAAGGAUAUGAAGAAGGAGUACAUUUAUGAAGUAGAGAAUAUGCCUCAAGACGAACCUAUUUCCUCCUCAAUUGGUUUCCAUGGAACCAACACAAAGAUGAUUGAAUUAUCCGACCAAUUCCAACAACUCAAAACCGAUCUCAUGAGAGGGAAUCACGAUGACUGGAUUCGUUUCCACGCACUUAUUGGAACACCAGGCAUUGGAAAGACAACUCUUGCUAUGGAAAUUUAUCAAGAUCCAGAAAUUCAUAGCAAAUUUGAGUGUCGUGCGUGGGUCAAUGUAGGCCGAGUACCUCAACCGUUCAGUCAAAUUUUAAGAGGCAUUCUUGCUGACUUGGGUGGAAUUACUCAAGGAGGAGAAGAAAUAGACUACAGUUUCGAAGAAAGAUUGCCUGACAAGAAUUGGCUCAUUGUUUUGGAUGACGUAUGGGAAGAAGAUGCAUGGAAUAGCAUGAAACAAUUCUAUGAAUACAUCCAAAAUGGAUGUAUUCAUGUCUUGCUUACUGGCCGACAUCGAAAAACAAUUAAUGCUUUUGUGUUUGGUGACUUUUGGUAUGAGGUGCGGUUUUUGAAUGAAGAAGAAAGCAUGAAACUACUAUGUGUGAAGGUGUUUGGUGAUGAGAUUUGCCCUCCUGAACUUGAAAAGGUUGUCGCCAAAAUCACCAAGCUUUGUGAAGGUCUCCCUCUCAUGAUCGUCACUGUUGCUGGCAUCAUUUCAAGAUCUGAGCAGAACAAAGACACGACCUACUGGAAUGACGUGGCAGAGAGGCGAAAUUCAGUCUUCAGGGAUGCAUAUAAUGAAAUAAUAAAGGUACUUUUUCCAAGUUACGACUACUUACCUCAACGUCUUAAAAUGCCUUUUCUGUUUAUGGGAGUUUUUCCUCGAGAUUACAACACCCCCCCUUCCAAGAUCAUCAUGAUGCUCAUGGCUCAGGGGUUGCUUUCUUGGGAUAAAUGGGAAUGUAUAUUUCUGAAAGAGCUAGCUUAUGACUACAAUCUUGUUUUACGCAUCUUGAAGAGUGUGAAUAAAGCUGAUGUUGAGUUUUAUGUUGAGCAGUAUAAAACUUGUCGGCUUCAUUCUUCGUGGCAGCAUGUGUGCAGAGGAGAAGCUAGUAAGAACAAGUUAUAUCAUGUCUUAAAUAAGUUUAAUGAUGCCUCAGGAGAAAUUUUAACAGGUCAGCGCGGCUUGUGCCUUGAAAAUAAUAUUUUAUUUGGCAUCAAAGAGUUUCGCGAGUCAGUGAGAUUCAAUUGUGCACCCUAUGUACGCUCUCUCCUUUUGUAUGGUCCUUACCACCAAUAUCCAAUCACUAUAGACGUCGGUUUCAUGUUGCUAAGGGAAAUAGAUGCUCUUACACAAAGGUUCUAUACUUUCCCAACGGAGAUUCUGAUACUAGUCCAAUUAAAGUACCUUGCUCUAACUUGCAAUGGAGAUGUCCCUGCAACCAUAUCCAAACUUUUCAACCUUCGAGUCUUGAUUAUCCAUCCGCAUAUGAACAUUAGACGAUGUGCAGCUCCAUCAUAUGUACCAAUACAUGUUUGGGACAUGCAAAAGUUAGAGCAUAUUGAGAUAUUGGGAAAAGGCCUUGUAGUUCCAUCUCAUGUUGCUUCUUUGGAAAAGCUCUCAACACUUGUAGGCGUGAAUGCUAGCAUUUCUGCUAUCUUCAAACUCUCCUGCAGAAUUCCUAAGAUAAAGAAAUUAGGAAUACAGAUUGAGAUCACGCCUUCUGAGGAUCUAAACGACCUUUUGAGUUGCUUAGGUUGCAUUUCAAGGCUUGGAAGUUUGGAGACACUCAAAUUAUGUAUCACAAAUCCUGUGAUCAAUCAUAAUCAUGUUUUCGUGAUGAAUCCUAGGUCAUUGAAGUUUCCAUGUACUUUGAAAAAGUUGCAUUUGAGUGGAAUGGGAUUUCCUUGGAAAUACAUGAAUAUUAUUGGUUCUUUGCCAGGUCUUAUAGUUCUCAAAUUGCGAUCCUACGCCUUCCAUGGUUCACAUUGGAAAACAAAAAGGUACAGUUUUCCUAGACUGAAAUUUCUUCUAAUUGAAGAAAGUGAUUAUCUAAGCUUUCCUAAUCUUAGAUACGUUAGCAUGAAACAUUGCUACAAACUAGAAGAUAUCCGCAAAGCUUCUUUCCUUGAUCGAUGCCAUGGUACCAUAGAGAUUGAGUUAGAGGACUGCAAUCCUUUAGCUUUGACUUGGGCCACCCAAUUACAACCAAGUUCUGGUGGUAGGCUUCGUGUUACUACCUUUUCUUCUUAUUACGAGAAACCAAAAACUUUCAAGUGCGAAAGGGAUGGAGGCCGCUAUGUAUCUAGGCUGGAUGCAUACAAAAAUUUUGAAUUUAAAGGUCAAGGUGAUGAUGGUAAAUAUAAGUCUCAUCAUGGGGAUACAGAGGAAGAGAAUGAUGUGCAAUAUACGUCCGACUAUGAGGAUACAGAGGAAGAGAAUGAGGUGGAAUACGCGUCCGGUCAUGAGGACACGGAGGAAGAGAAUGAUGUUGAAUAUACAUCUGACCAUGAGGGAACAGAGAAAGUGGAUUAUUCUGGAGAAAUAUCCAAUACCACGAAGGAGGCGCUACAUAUGUGGAUGCAUAGGGCCAAGGAGCGUGUGAAUUAAGCAAACGAUAUGAUUCUUAGUAGUUGAAAGUGAACAAAGUGAUGCAAUCCACUGUUGAUUUGCAGGCUUGAAUUUGUUUCUACAAAGUGAUACACAUGCAAAUCAAACUAGUAUGAAUUUUCUCAAUAAGUAAAGGAACUUCUUCACUGAUUUCUUAUAAUUUUGGUUUGAAUUCCAAU